GAUACAAAAAGCCCGCAAAAAUCGUUCCCGUUUCCGGCGAUUAGGGUUCUUGGUCUGAAGCUGCCUCCGUCAAGAUUCUUCAACGGUAAACAAGAUACUAAAGAUUCCCUGCCUUAGUUCUUGUGAUAAUUCUUUUUCGGUAUGGAGUCGCCUACUGGGAAACGGAAAACCAUAGACAGUACAAUGAAUUCCGAGGCUUCUAUCCAAGAUUCUACACCAAAGAGGCGAACAUUAGCAAGGACAUGUGUGCAUGAGAUUGCUGUCCCUAAUGGGUAUACGUCUGUCAAAGAUGAAUUGAUUCAUGGGACCCUAUCGAAUCCUGUGUACAACGGAGAGAUGGCAAAAACCUAUCAAUUUACCCUUGAUCCUUUUCAACAAGUUUCGGUGGCUUGUUUAGAGCGAAAAGAGUCUGUAUUAGUUUCUGCUCACACUUCGGCAGGAAAAACUGCAGUAGCUGAGUAUGCAAUUGCAAUGUCUUUCAGAGACAAGCAGAGGGUUAUUUAUACUUCACCUUUGAAAGCCUUAAGCAACCAGAAGUACAGAGAACUAAGCCACGAAUUCUCUGAUGUUGGGUUGAUGACCGGAGAUGUAACAAUCUCGCCAAAUGCGAGUUGUUUGGUUAUGACGACAGAGAUCUUGAGGGGAAUGCUCUAUAGAGGUUCCGAAGUCCUAAAAGAGGUUGCUUGGGUGAUAUUUGAUGAAAUACAUUAUAUGAAGGAUCGUGAAAGGGGAGUUGUUUGGGAAGAGAGCAUUAUAUUCUUGCCUCCUGCUAUUAAGAUGGUUUUCCUAUCGGCAACAAUGUCAAAUGCCACAGAGUUUGCUGAAUGGAUAUGUUAUUUGCACAAGCAGCCAUGCCAUGUGGUUUAUACUGAUUUUCGGCCUACACCUUUGCAGCAUUAUGUGUUUCCCAUUGGUGGAUCAGGGCUGUAUCUUGUUGUGGAUGAAAAUGAACAGUUCAGGGAGGAUAAUUUUGUGAAACUGCAGGACACGUUUUCCAAACAGAAGCUAGGAAAGGGAAAUAAAAGUGCAAAUGGAAAAGAAAGUGGUAGAAUUGCAAAAGGAGGGUCUGCUUCAGGAGGUUCUGCUUCCGGAGGUUCUGAUAUAUACAAAAUUGUUAAGAUGAUAAUGGAACGCAAAUUUCAACCAGUGAUAAUUUUCAGCUUCAGCCGGCGAGAAUGUGAACAACAUGCCAUGAACAUGUCCAAGCUUGAUUUCAAUACCCAAGAGGAGAAGGAUGUGGUGGAACAAGUUUUCCAGAAUGGAAUACUCUGUUUAAGUGAGGAAGAUAGAUCCUUGCCAGCAAUUGAAUUGAUGUUGCCAUUACUCCAACGAGGCAUUGCUGUCCAUCACUCAGGACUUCUUCCAAUUAUCAAGGAGUUGGUCGAACUUCUUUUCCAAGAAGGCCUUGUAAAGGCACUUUUUGCGACAGAGACCUUUGCUAUGGGUUUAAAUAUGCCUGCCAAGACUGUUGUUUUCACGAGCGUUAGGAAGUGGGAUGGGGACAGCCACCGUUAUGUUGGAUCUGGUGAGUAUAUCCAGAUGAGUGGAAGGGCAGGACGUCGUGGCAAGGACGAACGGGGUAUUUGUAUCAUAAUGGUUGAUGAACAGAUGGAGAUGAAUACCCUCAGGGAUAUGGUGUUGGGAAAACCAGCUCCAUUGCUCAGUACAUUCAGACUUAGCUAUUACACAAUCUUGAACUUACUGAGCCGUAGUGAAGGCCAGUUUACUGCGGAGCAUGUUAUUAAGAAUUCUUUCCACCAAUUUCAGCAUGAGAAGGCUUUACCUGAUAUAGGGAGAAAAGUGUCAGAACUUGAAGAAGAAGCUGCUCAGCUUGAUGCCAUAGGGGAGGUCGAUGUUACAGAAUAUCAUAAUUUAAAACUUGAAGUAGCCGAACUUGAGAAGAAGAUGAUGGUAGAGAUGACGAAGCCUGAAAAAGUUCUUCAUUUUCUUCUACCUGGCAGGCUGAUCAAGGUGAGGGAAGGUGGAACAGAUUGGGGAUGGGGAGUGGUUGUGAAUGUUGUGAAAAGGCCUCAGGCAGCAGUGGGAACAUUACCAGCUUCAUUGUCUUCUUCACAAGGUACUAGCUAUAUUGUUGAUACAUUGCUUCAUUGCUCUUCCGGCUCAAGUGAGAAAGGUUCACGACCAAAACCAACCCCACCCCGUUCGGGUGAGAAAGGAGAAAUGCACGUGGUCCCUGUCAACUUCCCCUUAAUAUCAGCUCUCAGCAAACUCAGAAUAUCAGUCCCUUCUGAUCUUCGCCCCCUGGAAGCGAGACAAAGCAUACUUCUUGCUCUGCAGGAGCUUGCAAAACGUUUUCCUCAAGGUCUUCCGAAGCUAAACCCUGUGAAGGACAUGGGCAUUGAUGAUCCGGAUAUUGUCCAGUUGGUAAAUCAAAGUGAAGAGCUUGAAAAGAAAUUGUUCGCGCAUCCUCUGCAUAAGUCUGAGGAUGCACAACAGAUGAAAGGCUUCCAUAGGAAGGCAGAGGUGCAGCAUGAGAUUCAACAGCUGAAAGCAAAAAUGCGAGAAUCCCAGCUUCAAAAAUUUCGUGAUGAACUCAAGAACCGAUCACGAGUUCUAAAAAAACUUGGGCAUAUUGAUGCUGAAGGUGUUGUCCAGCUGAAGGGACGAGCAGCAUGCUUGAUAGACACUGGGGAUGAGCUUCUUGUUACUGAAUUGAUGUUCAAUGGUACAUUCAAUGAUCUUGAUCCUCAUCAGAUUGCAGCUCUUGCAAGUUGCUUCAUUCCAGGUGACAGAUCCAAUGAACAAAUACAGCUUAGAGCAGAACUCUCUAAGCCAUUACAACAGCUCCAAGAAAGUGCAAGAAGAAUAGCAGAGAUACAACACGAGUGUAAAUUGGAAAUUAAUGUGGACGAAUAUGUCGAGGCAGCAGUUAAACCGUUCUUGAUGGAUGUUAUCUACUGUUGGUCAAAGGGAGCAUCUUUUGCGGAGAUCAUACAAAUGACAGAUAUUUUUGAGGGUAGUAUAAUUCGAUUAGCCAGAAGACUGGACGAGUUUCUCAAUCAGUUGCGUGGAGCGGCACAAGCUGUUGGGGAGGUUGAUUUGGAGAAGAAAUUUGAAUCAGCCAGUGAUAGUAUGCGAAGAGGCAUCAUGUUUGCAAAUUCCCUUUACCUGUGAAGUCCAGUUGCUGUAUUAUUAUGAGAAUAUGGCAUCAACAUUGUCUCGCGGGAAUUCUAUGGAACCGAAAAUGAUGGGGAUGGUAUGAAAAAAAUCAUCAAAGUAGAAUUGGGGCUUGGAUGGUAAAUGUAUUACCUGUUUUAAUUCGUCUCAAUGUAAUUCCUAAUUGUAAUAUAUGUUUGUUCUUUUGUAUGAAAGGUUUAGGGCGUUUUAGAUUUAAUACCCUUAUUCUGCUUUCAUAAAGAUUGAGUACAGCAAUGUUUUAUCAUUCUUAGAAAUUGUCACUUUUAUUGAGAAUAUGGACUUUAAUGCAAAUUAAUUUUUGGAGAGCAA
Molecule: messenger RNA, 3468 nt
Organism: Impatiens glandulifera
Lineage: Eukaryota; Viridiplantae; Streptophyta; Magnoliopsida; Ericales; Balsaminaceae
Product: DExH-box ATP-dependent RNA helicase DExH10
Exons: 18
Coding region: 142-3135 (997 amino acids)
Biological process (GO): RNA catabolic process; maturation of 5.8S rRNA
Cellular component (GO): nucleus
Molecular function (GO): ATP binding; RNA helicase activity; RNA binding
Source: RefSeq, a predicted model, not a curated record